AAUGUCAUACGUAAAUUUUUUCUUAAUUUUUAUUGGAUAUGUACGUGCAGUAGAAAUAAAUGAAACCUGUUCGUGAACCUCCACGCCAUCUUCCGUAAACAGACGCUGUGCAAAAUCUGUCUAUGGCGACCGCGCCAUGUCAUUUCUAUUUACAAAUUUAUUAAUAUAUUUCCUAAAUAUAUUUUCUUUCAGUCGAGUUUCAUGCAUGAAAACAGUGCUACUAUUUGGUGGCCUCGGUGAUUGAAACAAUUUUAACGUUUUAUUGCUCGGAUGCCGGAGAUGCCACCGCUAUCGGGUGGUUUCGGUGAACAAAUAGAGGAUUACGAGGUAUUGAAUUUACUUGGAAAGGGAGGCUUCGCCAGCGUAUAUCGAGCAAAAUGUCUUCGCAGUGGCAUAGAAGUAGCGAUAAAAAUGAUCGACAAAAAAUUGAUGCAAGCUGCUGGGAUGGUGGGUAGAGUACGUCAAGAAGUAGCUAUUCAUUCAAGAUUGAAGCAUCCAGCGGUACUCGAAUUGUACACAUUCUUUGAAGAUGCCAAUUAUGUUUAUUUGGUAUUAGAAUUGUGUCACAAUGGGGAGCUACAACGUUUUCUUAAGAUCCAAGGCUCACAUGCGUUACCUGAAGAACAUGCUGGUAGAAUAAUUAGACAAGUAGUUCAAGGAUUGUUGUACCUACAUUCCCAUCAAAUACUUCAUAGAGAUAUGUCUUUAUCUAAUUUGCUUUUGACUAGGGACAUGCAAGUGAAAAUAGCAGAUUUUGGGUUGGCUACUCAAUUGACAAGGCCUGAUGAGAAACAUUUGACCAUGUGUGGUACUCCUAAUUACAUAUCACCUGAGAUAGCAACAAGGUCAUCUCAUGGUUUAGAGGCAGACGUUUGGAGUUUAGGAUGUAUGCUGUACACCUUGCUAGUCGGCAAGCCUCCGUUUGAUACAGAUGCCGUUAAGAGUACUUUAACACGCGUCGUCAUGGCUGAUUAUGUAAUGCCAGCUUAUUUAUCAGACAAUGCCAAGGACUUGAUAGAUAAAUUAUUAAAAAAGAAUCCAAAAGACAGAAUUCGUUUGCGUGACAUUUCAAAACAUCCAUUCAUAACCACCUUAGAAAGAAAUAAAUUGUACAGUGAGAAGAAUGGCACAAGCAAGGCACUGAUCGGUGAUGGUAUGAUUGACUCAGGAGUUGGAAGAACAUUAUCCUCUUAUGGUAGACCGAGAAUGCGUUCCAGAUCUGAGGAAAGAAUGUCAACAAUGCCUACGAUGUCCAAUGGUUACGGACCGAUGGUUAGUGCGAGGAGCGAAGCUUUAUCCGAGCCUAUUGCAAAAACACAUUCGCAUAAAAACAACUACGUAGAUUAUCGUCCAAAAGAGACUUCAGUGUUGGCUGGAAUACCACCACCACCACAAAGUAGAAUAUUUUCGCAAAGUCAACAAUGUAGCAAUGUAUACGAGGAGCCCGAUAAACACAAAACUAGUAGAUACAAAAAGAGAGAAAAGGUUGAGAAUUGUUUCGAAGGUACCGAGGAUGUGACAAAAUUGCAAGUUCCCCCUUUAUCUUCGGAAAGACUUCAACCUACCAGACAUAGGACAAAGAAUGCGAUACUUACAAUUUUAGAAAAUGGAGAAGUUUGCAUUGAAUUUAUCAAACGCAGGAAUGGAGUGGAAAGAGUAAGCGAAGUGUGUAGAAUAUCAAGCGAUGGUUUGAGAGUCGUUCUAUAUAAACCAACUGUCUCCACGGAAGUUGGAGCGCAACCACCCCCGUUACCAUCUCGCGGAGCGGAUAGUAUUUAUUCGUAUGAAAAUCUACCGCCACGGCAUCACAGAGAAUACGUAUAUGCUUCUCGCUUUAUCAAACUCGUGAGGGCAAAAACACCAAAAUUGACGCUGUACACGCAACGAUCGAAAUGUCUUUUUAUGGAAAAUGGACCAAAUCCAGAUUGUGAAGUUCAUUUUUAUAAUGGAGUUAAGGUUGUACGAGUCGAUGGCACUGUAAAGAUAACUGAAAGAAGUGAUAGUCCUACCUACACGGAAGGUGAAUUUCCAUCACACUUCGACGAUUAUUAUGAACAUUAUUCGGAAUGUUAUCAGCGCUGCCUGUUGUUAGAGUCUACUUUAACAUCUUUAGAAGCAGCUACCGGACAUUCUUGUUUUCCAGUCAUAAUUGGACGUAGGCCUAGCGCGGCCUUAAAUGAUGCUCCUUGUUUACAAGGAAAAGAAAAUGUUUCACAGGCAACAAACCAUACACCUGUGAUGCCGUCUUUCGAUGCUAGCUGCUCUAUUUCGACGGUAGCAUCCCGAUCGCACAAAAUGAACUCCAUACGAAAUUUAAGUAAUAAUAUGAGUAAGGUAGUAGUUCCGGGUAUAGGUACUGCGACGCAGUUAUCAUCUGGAGAUAUUCGUCUCGAUUAUAAGGAUGGUUCUACUUUAACAGUAAAUCCUCAAAGCUAUGGUGGUGGCAUAAUUUAUGAGAGUAAUAAUGGUACCGUUACGAGAUACAAUCAACAUUAUCAGAAUAUGGAUGUGCCGCACAUUGUUAGAGAAAAAUUACGUCAUCUACCAACAGUUAUCAAAUAUUUAGUUCAACCGAGGCAUAAGAAUAUCCGGUAGUGCUGAAACGUGCAUUUAGAGAAUGAAAUAUUUUGUAUAGUAGCUUUAAAGUAGGUUUAACUACGAUAAGAACAAAAGUAUUUUUAUAGAUUUAUUAAAUGUAUUGUAUCUCUCUAAUUAAUUAUAAAGUCAUCGAUAUUUUAAAUAUAAUGAGAGAGACUUGGUUUAUUGUACUUUGUAUGUGCUUAUAUUUAAGUUUUUAUUUAUAAAAUUAUAAUAUAAGUUUACACAGAACAUUCGAAUUGGUGUUCUGAAAACAUCAAAUUAAUAUACGUUUCAUACGAAUGUUAAUAAACAUAAACGAAUGUA
This is a messenger RNA of Hylaeus volcanicus, 2904 nucleotides long. It is a transcript of the gene SAK, whose product is annotated as serine/threonine-protein kinase PLK4. The coding region runs from base 271 to 2595 and encodes 774 amino acids. The transcript has 10 exons. Gene Ontology annotation, molecular function: protein kinase activity; ATP binding; protein binding. Gene Ontology annotation, biological process: protein phosphorylation. The record is from RefSeq and is a predicted model, not a curated record. Lineage: Eukaryota; Metazoa; Arthropoda; Insecta; Hymenoptera; Colletidae.